This is a messenger RNA of Closterium sp. Naga37s-1, 12090 nucleotides long. The record is from the annotation of a GenBank genome assembly. Lineage: Eukaryota; Viridiplantae; Streptophyta; Zygnematophyceae; Desmidiales; Closteriaceae.
AUGGAGGUGGCGCAGAAGGGAUGGUCUUAUUCGCAGUACGGCUCCGCCGUCAGGGACCUCCAAUUCGGCACCGUUCCUCUGCCCGAAAUUUCUCCCGACCAGGUGCUCAUUAACGUGUCAGCCGCGGCGCUGAACCCCAUCGACAUCAAGAGGAUGCGCGGCGCGUUCAAGGAAACCGACUCGCCGCUUCCCACGGUGCCCGGGUACGACGUGGCGGGCACGGUGGUGGCGGUGGGGAGCGCGGUCACCAAGUUCGCAGUGGGCGACAGAGUCUUCGGCGACAUUAACGAGUUCGCCACGCUCAUGCCCAAGCAGCUGGGCUCGCUCGCACGUUUCACGGCGGCUGAGGAGAUGCUCCUCGCUAAGAUCCCCAACAACAUGUCCUUCGCCGAGGCUGCUGCGGUGCCGAUGGUGGCGCUGACGGCGCUGGGAGCGUUGGAGGCGGCGAACUUCAAGCACGGGCAGUCCGUGCUCAUUCUCAACGGCGCUGGUGGCGUCGGAUCCAUGGCCAUUCAGGUGGCGAAAAGGGUGUUCGGGGCGGGGUUCGUGGCGACGACGGCGAGUCUGCCCAAGGUGGGGCUGCUGGAGGCGCUGGGAGCGGACCACGUGGAGGACUACCGCACUAUGGACUACACGCGCCUGCCACAGCUCUACGACUGCGUGCUCGACUGCGUUGGCGAGGCGGAGCGUGCAAUGAAGGUGGUGAAGCCAGGCGGGGCGUACGUGUGCCUGACAGGCUCCUCCCCUGCGCCAGCAGUGCGCUUCAACAUGGUAUCCAGCGGGGCCAAGCUGCAGCAGCUGCUGCCCUUCUUCGCACGCGGGGAGCUCAGGGCGGUCAUCGACCCUCACGGUGUCUUUGCUCUCUUCGCCGUGCCGUCCGCGUUUGAGCACCUCGAGUCGGGCCGUGCCACUGGCAAGGUUGUGGAGUGGCGGUGGGGGGGUGGUUGCACCUCCAGCGCCCCGCUGCUCUGCUUCGUCACCAAGCCAGCAGGCCCCCCCCUCCGCCUCUACCUUCCCCCUUCUGCUGCUCCUACUGCAGCGGCGGUUUCUGCCCGGCGCCUCGUGCGCCCUGCCCAUCCGCGCCCGCCCCACCAGAUCGCGCACCUCGCCCCCCCUCCCUUAUCUGCCCUCUCCCUACUGCGCAACGUGGUGUUUGACGACGGGUUCACGUGCAAGCGGGCGCUGCUGGCGCGGCGCACAGCUCCGGAUGACAUGUACCAGGGCGUUCCAACUCAUGCACUCCCCCCUGCUCCGUGGUUCACAGCAAAGCCCAUUUCCUGCGAUGGCAUGAAGCUGCCCUGCUCCAUUCGGGCAGCUACAAUUUUUGACGUGCGCCCGUCCACGGGACUGCCAGCCAGUGUCGUUGCCCAGUUAAGAGAAAAGGAGGAGGGGGCAGCAAAGCUUCGCAGAGGGGAUGGCGCAGGGGUGAAUGCUGGAGUAGGAGGGGGGAUUUUCCACACUAGUAGUAAACAACAAAGCGGUCGUAUAGGGGCAGGUUUUGCUGCUGGCGUUGCAAGCAGCAACGGUGCAGGUGGUGGUGGGGGAGAGGAAGGAGGAGGAGGGGAAGGUGGCAUUCUUGACAGGGCCCUGGAGGAGAGCGGUUCGGAUGCAAUGGAGGGUGUCACUGUGAACGGGGACGGCCUGUCAGGGCUGCAUGGAUCAGGCAUGGCUCCUCGGCGCGGUCGUGGCCCUGGUGGCAAUUCCCGGGGUUCUGCUGGUAGGCGUGUGGUGGACUGGGAUGCUCCCGUUUCUGAGGCCAGUGAGGGAGUGGUUGAACGGUUCGGAACUGCUUCUGAGCCAGAGGUACUCGCAGCCGCAGCUGCUGCAGCGGUAGCAAAAGCUGUUGGCAUGCCUGUUGCUCCGGCUUCUGCUGUUAUUCCCGGCAGCAUGGUGGCGAUAGAGGGGGCUCCCCCAGGGGCACCUUUAGUAGCACUCGUGCCUGUAGUCACAGAUGGCGAGGAUGGGCUGGCAGGAAGCAGGGGCGGGGGAGAAGAAAUCACAGAGGAUCUCCGAGAGGUUUUGCAGAAGGUCAGGGAAGGCAAGAGAAAGGCCCGGCCGAGCGUGUGGGAAAGAAUGGGACGAUCAGGGGGAGAAGGUGGGGAGGAGGGGGAGAUGGGUAGUGAAGGAGAUGACGAGGAUCGGGUGGUCGAUGAUGGGAAGGGAGGGGGGAGUGUGCUGGAAGGGAGGCUAGGGUUGGAGGGAAAGAAGAGGAUGGUUCGUGAUGCCGGCGGCACCAACCGUCUGUUCUUGAAAAGUGUUGCGUCAUUGCACAAUGGCUUCCCCCAACCUCGCUACACCACGAACCGAGCCCCAAGCAACCCCCCUGACUUGAAUAUACGAGGCGCGGAGCUCCCAUCUCACCCCAACGGCCCUCUUCCCUCCACAAGCUGGAAGGAAUCUUCAUCGCCCCGUGAAAGGUCCCCCUGCCUUGCGCAAUCCAGCUCGCGCGUGCAUCCCAGCCCGCUGAAUCUCCCGGUCGGCGCAUCUCCCCUCGCUGGUCCCCCAGCCGCGGAUGCUUCCCCGUCGCGGGGCGGAUGGGGCGCAAAGUGGGCGUUCUCGGGGCGCCGGUCCAGCCCCAGGCGCGCGCGUUCGAUGUCCCCCGUUCCGCGCAGGGGGAAGGAAGCCCCGCCUGUUACGGUCACUACGGCGGCGAACAGUUUCGCGACGCCAGGCCCAACUCUCCCCGCGCGUCGCGUGGGCAGGCUCUGGUCAGCCGCGCCGCCACCGCCGGCAGCGCACAUGCAAGGACCGGCCGGCUCGGCGGCGCAUGCUGGGGAAGUCGCGGCUCGUCAUACACCGGAAAGCGGCGCACAUCACGGGUUUCCGUGUUUAGCAGUUGGGGAACACGAGGUUGGGGAGAGACGGCGCGUGGCGCAAGGGCCGGGCGGACCGCACGUCGGAAGCUCCCCCAGCAUCGGCGCAGUUGCGGGCGCGGGAGCGGGCGGUGCGGGCCUGCUUGCGCUGCAGCUGCAGCUGCAGGAACGACAGCAAACGGAUGACGACGAAGGCGACGAUGGCUCACAUUACUUGGACUACUCGCACCAGCAAUACGGCGGAGUAACUCCACCGGAACUGCCGCAGCGGAAGAAAAAAGCGGCGGUUUUCCGCGGAUGGUCGUACCUGAUCAAGGCGCUCUCCCGCGGGAUGCGGAAGAGCAAGCAGCGCGGGCGCAGCCCCAGCCCUGACAAGCGCGAGCAGUACGCGGGGGAAGGCGCAGGCGGAGGCGCAACUCCGUCUCCGCCUCCACGGGCAUUCGUGCGCGUGGGCGAAGAGGUGAUCCCGGUGCAGCCCGGGCAGGUGCAGGAGCAGGUGCGCGCGCUGGAGCGGCGUAUAAACUUCUCCGAGGAGGCGGAACCCCGGACGCCCGAGAUGCGCGCACAAGCGCCUUACGGAACGGUUCAACCCGCAGUGGCGGAUGGCGGAAGAGUUGCGCAAACUGGGGCAGAAGGGGGGAAGAAGGAAGGAGGAGUUGCGCUGGUGGAUGUGGGGCGAGUGGGACUGGGGGGAAGCCGCGGAGCGGCGCAAGGGGAAGGGGGCGCGCGGGCCAGACCCGCGCUUGUGGGGAGUUUGCGCUCAUGGAACAACGAGGCGGAGGAGGAAAAGCGCGAUUUGGGAGACACGGAGCAAGCGGGGGAAGAGACUGCGGAGGCGGAAGGGGAGCGGAAGCUUCGCGCUGGCGCUGCGGCUGCUAAAGCGGCUGCGGCUGAGGGAAAGAGUGAUUCCGCCUCCUCGUCGGCAGUUACACCGGCCAUCGGGUGGGGUAUGGGGUUCAGAAGCGCGCGCAUGGUGCUGCAAGCGCAAACUACGGGCGGGGAAACAGAGGAGGCGGAAGAGGACGAGGAGGAGGAAGGAGAGGCUGCGGACUCGAAACGCGCGGAGGUAGAAGAGGAGGAGGGGGAGGCGGAAGGAAAGGCGGAUACCGGGGAGGGGAAAUCGGACGUCGUGGAAACGGCGAGCGCAGCUGGAGUGGCAAGUGCGGCGGACGUGCAAGGCUACGCGGCUCUUGCGGACAGAAUUGAUGUCGAGGAUGUCACUAGCGAGGACGAAGCCGACGCGGGAAUCCCAGCGGUACACGAGGAGGAGGACGAGGAGGAGGACGAGGAGGAGGAGGAAGAGGAGGGGGACGGCGAGGAGGAGGAGGAGCGGAUCCGCGAGAUGCUGCGCAGCGGCGUGGGCGCGGGCGUGUUGCGCGCGAGCGGGAACUGGCUGGAGCAGGUGGCGGCGGCGGAGCGGGACGGCGCAGUGGACGUGGCGGCGCGGCUGCUGGAGCUCGCCAAGGAAUGCGGCGCGCAGCCGGAGCAUGAGAUCGACGAGGCUCGAGCGGAGUUCUACCAGCGCCACACGCACCUGCGCCGCCCCGCUUCUCUUCCUUCUCCUGCCCCGGCUGAAGCUGCCGGUGCUGCGGCUGCAGCGGUUUCUGCUGCUCCUGCCUCGGUGAUCGAGGAAUGGCGGGACGGCGAGGAGCAGCAGAGCGGGAUCGAUAUGGAGGUCGAAACGGAAGCCGCAGCGGCAGCGGCAGCGGCAGACGCAGGUAGCGGCGCUACGCCAGAGCAGUUCGGUGGUGUGAGCAGCGAUGGCGAUGCUGGUGCAGAAGGAGGGUGUGUUGAGCAAGAGGAGGCUGACGCAUGGAACGAGGCAGAGGCGGCGAGCGCUCCUGCUCUGACCCCUGCUGAAGAGCAAGGGACUCAGACUCGUUGUGAAAAGGAGGAGGAGGAGGAGGAGGAGGAGGAGGAGGAGGAGGAGGUGGUGGUGGUGGAGAAGGAAGAGGAGGAGGGUGGCGGCAUGAUGUUUGACAUGCUGCUGUCGUCCGUGGAGUUCCUGUCGCCCACCCAUUCGCUGCGACUGUCCGCUGCUUCUGCUGCUACGGGUGCUGCUGAUGGGGCGUUGGGAGCACAUGCUGCGGCCGACGAAAUGGAUGCUGCUCUUUUCCUUAGCUUUGAAACCUCUUCUGACGCUGAUGCUGAUGCUGAUGCUGAUGCUGAUGCUGAUGCUGACGCUGAUGCUGAUGUUGCUGCUGCUGCUGAUGCUGCUGAUGCUGCUGCUGCUGCUGAUGCUGCUGCUGCUGCUGCUGAUGCUGCUGCUGCUGCUGAUGCUGCUGCUGCUACUGAUGCUGCUGCUGCUACUGAUGCUGCUGCUGCUGCUGAUGCUGAUGCUGAUGCUGAUGCUGAUGCUGAUGCUGCUGCUGAUGCUGAUGCUGAUGCUGAUGCUGCUGCUGAUGCUGAUGCUGCUGCUGAUGCUGAUGCUGAUGCUGAUGCUGAUGCUGCUGCUGAUGCUGAUGCUGCUGCUGAUGCUGAUGCUGAUGCUGAUGCUGAUGCUGAUGCUGAUGCUGAUGCUGCUGCUGAUGCUGAUGCUGAUGCUGAUGCUGAUGCUGAUGCUGAUGCUGCUGCUGCUGCUGAUGCUGCUGCUGAUGCUGAUGCUGAUGCUGAUGCUGCUGCGCAUGCCGCCCCUGAAGGCCCCGUUGAGGCGGAGGAGGAGGUGGAGAAGGAAGCGGUGAAGGGCGGAAGUGGUGAGGAGGAGGUGAUACAUGGCGUUGAUGUGGCAUGGCUGGUGGACGGUGGGGGGGUGCAGGAGGAGCAAGAGGAGGAGGAGCGGGGAGAAGAGGAGGAGGAGGAUGAGGAAGAGGAGGAGGAAGCGAGUCAUUUGAGCAAGGAGCAGGAGGAGAGUGAGUCGUCGCAGGCGACGGUGGAGGAAGUGUCGGCAUGGGAAGAAGUGAACGGAGGAAGCUCGGAGACCGGGGCUGGUGGGAUGGGGGAGAUGCACGAGUCAGCUGCGGUAGACGAGGAGGAGGAGGAGGUGGAGGAGGAGAGCGAUGACGAAGCAGGUGGGGAGGAGUUUGAAGAGUUUGCAGUGGAUGCUGCUGCCGUGCAUCAUGAGCAGAUGCUGACGAGGGAGGAGGGGCAUUGUGAAGGGAGAGAGGACGAGUCGAGAGAAGUGGAGGGCGAGGAGGGAGACGAGGAGACGGAUGGGGAUGUUGAAGAUGCAGUGGCAGCAGAGGCAGUAGCAGCAGCAGCUGCCGCUGCGUGGUGGGAAGUUGAAGCUACUCCCUUGACAGAAGCACACGCAGACGUGCAGACGGAGGAGGCUGAGAGGCUCGAGGCCGAGAGGGAGGUUCGACAGCUAUUGGUGCUGGACGAAGAGGAGGAAGAGGAGGAGGCGGAGGAGGCGGAGGAGGGGGAGGCAGCGGCUGAGGGGUGCUUUGAGACGUCUCAAGCCGUUCCGGAGGGGUUGGAGGAGGUGCGGGAGGAGGUGCGGGAGGAGGUGCGGGAGGAGGUGCGGGAGGAGGUGCGGGAGGAGGUGCGGGAGGAGUUGGGAGGUGAAUGCGGAGCCUCUCUUGCGGACGAUCACUUGAGCGAGUCGGAUGAGCCGUCGUCCUCGUCCAUGCUCCUUGACCUUGCGUCUGGGAUUGGCCAGGAGGAAGCUGCUGCUCCAGCUGCUGUGACUGCACCACAUGCAGAGGCUGCUUCUGUCGACGCCGUUACUGCUGCUACCUGUGUCAAUGCUGUAAGCAUCGAUGGUGCCUUGGACACUUCACAUGCUGACGCUGAGCCAUCCCUGUUAGAUGUCCCCGUGGCCGAAGCCUCAGGAGGCUCGGAAGGAGAGGCAGAGGCAGUGGAGAGCGGAGAGGAGGGUGGAAGUGGCGCAGAGGGCGAGGAAGCUGGCGUGGUGGCAGUGGGAGGCGUGGACGUUUUGGAGCACGAGGAAGAGGAGGAACGGGAGGGGGAGGCGGCGGCGGCGGGUGAGAGGUUUGAGAUGUCUGAGAUGUUGACAGACGAGACGGGAGGCGAGGAGAACGACAGGGAUGGGGGAGAGGAGGGGGAGGAGGGAGAGGAGGGAGAGAAGAGGCCAGAGGAGGAAGCUGAAGGGUUGUUGGAGGUGGUGGUGAUGCAUGAUGAGGGGGAGACGAAGGACGCGCAGGAGGGAGAGGCGGAGGAGGAGGAAGUGGAAGAAGAGAGGGAAGAAGAGGAAGGGGAGAAAGAGGAGCAGGAAGAGGAGGCGGAAGCAUACGUGGCAGAGAUUUCGGAUGUGGAAGUUGGGGCGUCAGGUGCGGUUGAAGACACGAGCCUAUGGUGGAAGACAGAGGAGAGCGCAGCAGAUAACACAACAGAGCACGAGGCUGACGGCGAGGCAGACUUGGCGGGGGUGGAGGCACGCGAGGUGGAGAGCGACGAGGAGGAGGAGGAAAGUGGGGAGGAGGGAGGGAGGGACGGAGGGAGGGAGGAAGAGGAGGUGGAGGUGGCUGGUGAGUUGUCGCUUCUCACAGGGGAUGGUGUGAUGGGAGAGGAAGAGGUGGAAGGGGGGGAAGAGACUGUGGCAGUGGGAGUGGAAGAGGCAGUUGGGGAGGGAGAAUCAGUGGCGGAGGAAGGAAGAGUGGAAGAGGAGGGGUUGCGUGAGGAAGGGGAAGAGGUGCAGGAGCAGGUUGACAGGGAAACAGGAGUGGACAUGCAUGACGCGGUGCUGCUGGCAGGGAAGACGCACGACGUUGGGAACGCGCAUGCAAUGGAGGAGGCGGAAGAGAAGGCGGGGGAGGAGGUGGAGGAGGAGGUGGAAGCAGAAGGAAGAGUGGCAGAGAAGGCUGCGGUUACGGCAGGCGAGGAGGAAAUGGAGGAGGAGGAGGUGGCAGUAGAGGAGGAGGUGGUGGUAGAGGAGGAGGCAGAUCUGGAUCUGGAGGCCCUGGUUGAAGCGUUCGGAGAGGAUGGUGACGGGGACGAGGGAGUGGGAGAGGACGAAAAGGAAGAGAUGAACGAGGUGGAAGAGGAGGAGUGGGAGUCCGCGAUGCAAGGGCUGGAGCAAGCCGCAGAGGAAGUGGCGGCAGAGGAGGUGGAAGCGGAGGAGAGAGAGGAGAUUGAUUCAGAGCAGGAGGAGGAGGAGGAGGAAAAGGCAGAGGGAAGAAGGGAAAGCGGGGUGAGAGAUACGGUGGAGGACGAGAGUGAGGCGACGAUAGCAGAGGAGGAUGAGAGUGAGCAAGUGAACGGAGUGGAGGGGGGCAAAGAGGAGGCUGCAGAGGAGGAGGCGAGUGUGGAGGAGGUUAUCGAGAAGGUGGUAAUCGAGGAGGAGGUGAGUGAGGAGGAGAUGAAGGAGGAGAAGGUGAGUGAGGAGGAGAUGAAGGAGGAGAAGGUGAGUGAGGAGGAGAUGAAGGAGGAGAAGGUGAGUGAGGAGGAGAUGAAGGAGGAGAAGGUGAGUGAGGAGGUGGCUUGUGCAGUGCGGGUAGAGGCGGAUGAGGAGGUAUCCGAGGGAGAGAGGGACGUGGAAGGAGCAGAAGAGAGGGGGAGUGGCGGCGAGGGGGAGAGAGAGAGUGGAGGAGAGGAGGGAGAGAGCAAUGCAUUGGUGGAAGCAGCUGGUUGGGAUGAGACCCAGGUUGGUGCGGCGGAAUGGGCACGCACAGAGCGAAUAGAGGAGGAGAAGGUUGAGGAGGAGGAGGUGGAGGAGGUGGGGGAUGGGGAGGUGAGAAAGGAAAAGGGAGAAGUAGAGGAGGGGGAAACGGGAGUAGGUGGUUUGCGGGAUAGUGUGAGUCUGGUGGGUGUGGACGAGUUGAUGAUGCUGAUGGAGGAGGAGGAGGAGGAGGAGGAGGAGGAGAAGCACGUGCGAUCAGAAGAAGACGGAGAGAAAUCCGAGAUGGAGGCGAGGGAGGCGGAGAGAGGGCCGGAGGGGGCAGAGGAGGUGGAGCAAGAGGUGGAGGUGGGGGCGGAAGAGGAGGAGAAUACCGUUGUUGCUGAAGGUUUUGAAGAGGAGGGUGCAUGUGCGGCCGUCAUUCCGACCAGCCUUGCUGCAGCCGGUGUUGCUGCUGCCAUCACCUGUGCCGCCAGUGCUACUCCUGACGCUGCUGCUGCUGCGUCCCCUGCGCCUCCUGUUGCUGCUGCUGCCGUCGCUGUUGUGGAGAAAGCAGGCGAGGUGGGAGAGGAGAAGGCGGAGGAAAUGGUGGAGGAGGGCGAGGAGGAGAAGGUGGUUGCAGAGGGGAUAAAAACAGCUGAGGCAAGGUGGUUGGAGAAGGAGGCGCUACCAUCGGAGGGUGAUGAAGCCUCUUCGGCAGUGGAAGAAGCAGUGGCGGAGAAAUGUUCAAUUGCCACUGCCCCUGCUGCAGAAAAGAAGGAACCGCGGGUGGAGGCAAGGGAGGAAGCAAAGGAGGAAGCAAAGGAGGAAGCAAAGGUGGAAACAAGAGCCCAAGGAGCAGAAGCCCAGGGGAAGGAACCUGGAGAGGAGGAGGAAGGGAGGAAGCAAGGGUGGGAGGCAUCGGGGAGUGUAUGGGAUGACGAGGACCUAGAGAGUGGUGAUGGGCAUCUGAGUGACGUGCUGGGGCCCAUGAGCCCGCCCUCCCACCCCACUUCUCUGCCCACUUCGUGCCCCACGUCGCCCCCCUCUCGCCACGCGGUCUUCCCCACUGAUCGGCUUCCUGGUGGCAGCUUCUCAGGCCGAACCAAGCACACUGCUGCUGCUGCUGCUGGUGCGGCUGCCGCUCCUGCUGCUGGUGCUGUGCCUGCUGCAUCUGCAGGGAAGGGGGGGGCAGCGAUGGACGAGGAGCAGCGGAGGAGGGCAGAGGAGGCGGAGGACGAGGCGGCAUGGGAGGCGCUCAUUCAGAGCGAGAUGGACUGGGAGGUGGUGUAUGGGGGGUACCUCACAGGAGGGAGUGCGUCGGGCAGUGUGUGCAGCAGCAGGCGAGGCGCCAUUGCAGCAGCAAUAGCAGCCGGAGGUGGUAAGGGACGAGCCCUGAUGGAUAGCUGCAUGCGCAGCAGUGGAGGCAGCACCACGAGCAGCAUUGCGGCAGCGGUUGCUGUUCUUGCUGCUGCUAGGAGAUCAGCUGCUGCUGCUGCUGGUCCUGCUGCUGCUGGUCGUGCUGCUGUCCCUUCUCGUGCCACUCCGUCUGCUGGUGCUCCUGGUGCUACCACUGGCUUUGGUGCUGGUGCUGGCGCUGAUGUCGGCGUUGGCGCCUGUGGUGGUGGUGGUGCUGCUGACGGUAUGGAUUGUGGUGCCAGUGAGUGCGGCAGCAGCAUCAACUGGCAGCAAUUCGACACGGCCAGUAUGUACGAGUAUGAGCAGCAGCAGCAGCAGCAGCAGCACAAGAGCCCUCUAGUGCUCGCAGCUGCAGCUGCCAAGUCUGCUGUGGAAGCGGCCAAGGCAGCAGGAGGAAGAGCAGCAGGUGGUGGUGCAGCCAGAGGAGCAGGCGCCAAGGCAGGCAUGAGAACUCAAGCCCAACCGCACCUGCAGCAGCAGCAGCAGUUUCCCCGCUCUAGCAGUGCGGAUCGAGCAAGCAUCCGGCAGAGAGCCAACCCGCACCAGCAGCAGCCAUUCUCCUCUCCCAGCCGUGUCCUUUCCAACGUCAGCGCCAGCAGCGGUAGCACCAUGAGCGGUGUCAGCGGGUCGGGAUACAGGCAAGGCAGCUACAGCAUCAACAACAACACCACCAGGGGCAACACCAUGGGCAGCAGCGGCAGCGGUAGCACACGGGCGUCGCCUAUCCGUCUGGGUGCAACCCGGGGAGGUACUGCCUCUCUCUCUGCCCGCCACUACCCAGCUUCUGCUGCUGGGUCUCCCCUCCUCUCCUCCUCCGCCCGCACUUCCCCCAGACCAUCAGGAGCAGCAGCAGCUGCUGGUGCUGGAUAUUCACGCGGGUCGCCAUCCCUCACCCCCUCCCGCUCCCUCACCUCCUCAUCGCCUACCUCGUCUGUGGCGUCGGCAGCUACGUCAACGUUCAACGCGGCGACAUCCGCCGGCGCGUUCAUGGACUUUGGGGCUGGCAGGCGGCGCCCUGACCUCCGCAUUGACACCACCAGCUGCAGUCUCGAGCAGCUGCAGCAGCAGCAGCAACAGGCCGGGGGAGCAGUCUCAGUGCCAGCAGGAGGAGCAGGAGGGGCGAAGGGACGGCCCAGGGCAGCAGAUUCUGGGGGGCUGUGGCCGUGGGAGGAUGCAGGGCCUGGGAUGGAGGCACUACUGGGAAUGGAGGCCGAGGAGAAGGGGUUCCUGUUGGAUGAGCCCUUGUCCCUCUAUGGCUGCAACACUGCCCCUGCUGCUGCUGCUGCUCUGCAUGCCUCUGCUACGCAACCAUGCAACCAGAAGCAGCAGCAGAGGCAGCUUUCUAUGUCGCAGGUUUCACCGAGAAUCGGCCGUGGAUCAUCAGCAUUUGUGGGGGCGCAUUCGCUCUCUGCUGCUGCUUCUCCACGGUCCGCCACUGCAGCUGCUGCCGCUGCUGCUGGUGGGUUUGGAAUCACUGGUGGCAUCGGCAGUGGCGGCAUUGGCGGCAUUGGCAGCGGUGGGAUCUCCUCUGCAGCCAGCAUUGCUGCGGCCAUGUCCCCUCGUGCAGCCAGUGUGUGUGGCAGCAGCACUGCUUUCCUCAACCCUGCCACUGCCUCUGGUCUGAUCAGCCCAAGGUCCACAGGCAUGCUCAGUCCCCGUGCGAGCCUCUCCCAGUCCCGCUCCUUCUCUCACUCCUACCACCACCACCCGUUUGCCGCCCCUCCUCCUGGUAUUGACGACCCUGCUGGAACCAUGCAGGCAGUUGCAGAAGCAGCUGCUGCUGCCACUGCAGUGGCGGCUGCUGCUGCAGCUGCAGGCCCCAAGGCAGGGUACGGUGGAACAAGGACCGGGGGAGCAGGAAGAGGAAACGGGCUGAACGGGCUCGGUCGCUCGCCUGUUCGGGGAGCAGGUGUGGGACGAGCAGGACUGGGUGCUGGCAGUAACAGCGGUGUGGGGAUGAUGGCUGAUGAGAGGAGGCGGGCGUCACCGGUGCCUGGGGGAGGAAGGGGACGGGGAAUGGUUGGAGGAGGCGCAGGCGCCAGCUCACCUUCCCUUGCGUCCAGGUCAACAUCAUCCAUGCAUGCUCACUCGGCGUCCCCGCACGGGGUUCGCGGUAGAGUUGGUGGUGGCGCAGGAGGUGGUUUUGCAAGCAGCAGCAGCGUCGGCGGCGGCAGUGCGUGGGCCGCCAAGCCUCCCAGUCCGCGCAGUCCAAGCCCGGGAGACAGACUUCCGUGGGGGGGAGCACCAGGUGGGGCAGCAGGCGCAAUGGGGCGUGGACGUGGUUCACCAAGGCCAGUUUACCCCCCUCCCCUGCUCAACUAUCAGGAAGGAAACUAUCUGCGCCCACCACAUCAUCAAGACUGA